AUACAACAUCAACAACAACAACAUCGCUUGACGCGUAUCUUCGGAAGACACUAGCGUCCAACACUUCGAAUUCCAGCAGAUUCAAUCGCUCCCGAGAUGCGGUGAUACUAUUUGAAGAAUAUAUUAAUCCUCAUACAAGUUAACGCAAUUUUACCGAAGGUUAAACCAAAUUCAGAAGAGAGAUCAAAAUGGAACUAUCUGCUCAGGAUGGAUCAAAUAACAAUACGCAACUUCCCGUCGAUGCGGCACUAAAGAAAGUGGUUCCUGAUGAAAUCAAAAUCGGCGGCAAAGUGAUCCAGACCCAACCAGGCGUGGCCAAGUUGUCGUCUACUGUCACCAAUGUGGUGAUGAAACAGCCCAUGGCCGGGGAAACAAUCGAAGGAGCAACCAAAGCUUUAGAGUUUGGGAAAUCCCUGAAGGGUAAAAAUAUGUCCGAUGUCAAGGAAUUCGGCAAAUCCCUCAAGGACAAAAAGCUGACAAAGGAUGGUGCCAAGAAGAUGGGCACGUCCCUAGCGCAGAUGGACUUGGAGGGGCCAACUGUGAAGAUCGGGAGAACCCCGGGGGAGAAGACAUUCUUCGUCGCGGAUAUAGGAUGCGGGGAGCUCUCCAAGGAUUGCUGUAACGGGUGCUUGAUGUGCCUCGCCCAAGGCCCAUCCGUUGGAUUGGUGGCCGCAUGCAGUAAAGGGGAGGAUGGGGUGUACAUCGACAACGGCUAUCGCUUGUCGGCGGGAAGCUUCUCCACGAUCUGCGGGUGCUUCAUCUUGACCCUCAAGCUGGGUAUGGAUUCAGGAAUAGCUUGGACCAAGGACAAAAAGCAGUUCGAGGUGAUGGGGACAGGUUUGAAUUCGGAAAAGGGGUGCACCUUUAACAUCCUUGGUAACGAAGUUGGCUAUGUCGACAGGAAUAAAUAUUUGAAAAAGUACGAGGAGAGGAGGCAGCGAAGGGCAGCCGGGCUGGAAGCACCACCGCAAAGUCUUAAGAAGCAAAUGAAGAGGGAAAAGGAUAAGCUAGAAGGGGAGCUGAAGACAGUAGUGGCGGAUGCCAAGCAAGGUGUAGAGGAUGCCAAAGAAGGCGCGGCAAAGGCCAAGGAAAUGUCGAUGAAGGCCAAGGAUGGGGAAUUAAAUAUCAAGGAAAAGUUAGCAAAUGCAAAGGACGAGGUAGUCAACGCCGACAUGGUCAAGGUAAAGAUGGAACAAGCCAAUGAAGGGUUAGUAAAAAGCGUUAAGGAAAAGACAGUGAAUGCCGUUAAGGAAGGGAUAGCAAAUCCUGCGGCUAUCUUAGAAGACAAUCUUUAACUUCGUGCUUCCUACCUGGUGUUACUCCCAGUCGUUUAAGCGUUAAUAAGAGGGGUCAUUGCCACUUGAAAUUAUACUUCUAAACCGAAGAGCCUUGAAGAAUUUUUGAAACUUUUUUUAAAAAGCACACACACACAAAAAAACCAAGGACAAAUGAAUUAUUAUUUGCUUUGUGUAUGAAAAAUAUGCCUUGUAUUCUUUAAAGCAACAUUGCUUGAGCGAUCAAAGGAGCACUAUUUGAUCAUACAUGACGUAAGAAAAGGUCAACAAAAAGACUUGGGUAAAAGGGCCUUUAUUAUGACAUCUACCGGUAUAUUACAUUAUGCAACACUCGAAUGAAAAAAAAAAUGCUUCUGUUGUUAACAUGCGCAGAAAUACUGAAAGUGCGAUCUUCAUUUUUUUUAGGGUGGAUCAUAGGAAUUAUUGAUAUUACACAAUAUACAGUAUGGGGGAAUGCUAACGUGGCCAAUGAAUUCCAAGUAUCCCUCGUAAAACGUACCUAACCGGUGUGUUGGCUCAGUUGGUAGAGCGUCCGUCUCACAACCGGGAGGUCGGGGGUUCAAACCCCGGCCGCGUCAGACCAAAAGACGUUAAAAGAUGGGAGUUGCUGCUACCCUGUUUGGCGUUCCACGAUUAAAGGGAUAGAGCCUCAUCGAUCUGGCGCUGCACAGCGGCUGCCGGACCCACGAUCAAUUGGGCAAAGCAAAUUUUCGGAGUAUUUCAUUUCAUGUCUAUUUUGAACAAUAAAUUAUGGAUUUAUCAUUACUUUUAUCAUCAUUACUUUAUCAUUACUUAUUCGCGUGUUAUGUAUUUUAAAGCACAAUCUUGCAUCAUCAACCGUAACGAUGUCGGACAAGUCUAGAGGACAAGCUGUAAAGUCGUUAUUGGCAACCCAGUCAAGAAGAUGAAAAUAUGGAAUAUGGGCGGUCAUGAUAAGAUUUGAAUAUAAAUCCCUGUUCUCGCUCUGUCCAUUCAUCGCAGUGUCUAUGAUUAAGUGAAUUUUACUCCUAAAAACAUGAAUAUUUUUUUAAUUUUUUAAAAUCUGAUAUACUCUACCGAACAAACGUUUAUGCUCUCUUUUUACCCAAUAUUGAGUAUUUGUUUUACCUUACCCUUUUUUAAAGUGUAUUGUCCUAAAUAUUUAAGGGGGAAGCAGUGUAAGGAUAUUUUUCUUGGGGUAUCCCCCCAUUUUAUGUAUAUUGUUAUAUUUAUCACGAUGCGGGCAUUUGAUUUAUACUGGAUAUUCUCAUUUUAAGAAGUAUAUAUAAAUAUUGACAGUGCGUCAAUAAAAAGUUUACACUUCGAGAAGCUCCUGGAAAUUUUAGAAAUUUACAAUGAGAGGAUUUUUUUCGCAUAAAUUUUCGGCUUCAAUCUCUUCUAUACUUUUUCAUCCGUGAAAAAAAAAUGAAUACAUUGUCGCUUGUUUGAACAACUUUGCCACCGAAAUUAACAGUUUGAACUCAGGUAAACACAGCUUCAGUUUGUUUGUGACAGCUGUAUCUGAUGGGGACAUAAACAAAAGUUCAUCACAAGCAUUUCCUUGAAGGAGUUUUGUCCUUUGAUAUUAAAAGGGUGUACAUUUCUUACGCAUUUCCUCUACACUUUCUCAAGCAUAACAAUAGCAGGUAAAGGGAAACGGGGGACCUGGCAUGGUGGUUCAGUGGUAGAGCGUCCGCCUCGCCAACUGGAGGUCGUAGGUUCGAUCCUCGGCCGAGUCAUACCAAAGACUUACAGAAAUGGCAAUGAAUGGGACCUUUUACUUUCUUGCUAGGCGCUCAGCAUUCAGAUCGGAAAAGGGCAGUAAUAACAUAAUGUUAUGCAGGGCCCGCUGGCAGAGCAGUUUCCUAAUUGAGGUGGAUACCCUGGGUACAUAAAAGGUUAUUUUUGUUAUUGUUAUUGUAUCAUGUGGUCCACAGCUACAAUGUAACGCAGAUAUGCCACAAUGUUCUACAUGAAGGUGGGGGUGGGGGGGGGGGGCUUGAUUGACUGUGUUGGCAAGGAUAAUGGUUAAUAAUGGGGAAAAUAUAUUCAAGUCAAUCUUCAUAGCUAAAGUACAUGUGCUAUUCUUGAUUAAGUUAAUGUUAACUUCCAUCCAUAAAACUCUUUUUCAAUUUCUGCGCAAGUAAUUUUUUAACGUGCUUUUUAAAAGCAAGUGGUGCUCACUCAAGUGGAUCCUCGACAUCCAUGACUACUGUCAUUUGUAUAAAGAAAUUUACAUUAAACCAAUGUGGAGAUGUUAAAAAAGGCCAGGAUUGCAAAUUUUUGGUUAAUAUGAUUUUUUUCAAAGUGUAAACUUUUUUUAUACGCACUAUACAGUGCGUCCCACAAAAAAACGAAACCGAGAUUUAUCGAUGAUUUAUCAUAAUUUAAUCACAAAUACAAUAGACAAAUGACCUACCAUUGUAAAGCUUAGAAUCUCCUCUUUCAUCUGAAAUUACUUAAAUUAUUUCUCAUUCACGCAUGAGUGAGCAAAACAAUUUGAAGAGGGGAUACCAAAAAGUCAUUUGGCGGGCUGUAUCUGGGUUUCAAAAUGAAAACCACAUUUCUAAAAAGUUCAAUAUCUGCUCUUUAAUUUGAUACCUCAAUUACAGAAAAUGGUCAAGAAAUAACAAAGUUCUGGUUAUUUGAAAUAAGGCUUGAAUUUCAAUAAUUUCAUAUUGAUAAAAUGAAGAGGUUUUACAGGCUAGCGUUCAAACUCACUCGACACUCCGUUUUGUUGACGAUCAGCCAUGCAUGAAGUCUUUUGUUAACCAUGCGAUAGCUUCUGUGGAAAACCGGUAAAAACACGUUUAUUUAAUGAAAUUAUGGAAAUACAAGCAUUGUUUCGAGGGAACGUAACUUUUUUACUUCUUGACCAUUUUCUGUGAUUAAGGUAUGAAAUUAAAGAGCAGAUAUUGAAAUUUUUAGGCAUGUGAUUAUCUUUUUUAAAUUCAGAUACCCCCCGCCAAAUGAGUUUUUGUUAUCCUUUCUUCAAAUUGUUUUUGCUCACUCAUGCGUGAAUGAGGAAUAAUCUAAGUAAUAUCAGAUGAAAGAAGAGAUUCUAAGCUUUACAUUGGUAGGUCAUUUGUCUAUUGUAUUUGUGAUUAAGUUAUGAUAAAUCAUCGCUAAAUCUCGGUUUCGUUUUUUCUGGGACGCACUGUAUAUAUUAAUUCUCGUAAUGCAAUGUAUAUCAACUUAAUUAUCUGUCUUUGACAUUUGUCAAAGUUUUAUGUAAUAACAUGCAGUAAUAAAAUCAUAUUUGUAUACUAUUGACAAA
Lytechinus pictus (painted urchin) is the source of this 4551-nucleotide messenger RNA. RefSeq lists its product as uncharacterized. Lineage: Eukaryota; Metazoa; Echinodermata; Echinoidea; Temnopleuroida; Toxopneustidae. The record is from RefSeq and is a predicted model, not a curated record. The coding region runs from base 189 to 1295 and encodes 368 amino acids. The transcript is spliced from 3 exons.